AUGGAUGUUUAUGUUAUGACAUAUUGCCCCGGAAUAUAUUUACUUGUUGAGGUGGAAUCGUGCACCAUACCAAAAACUGUUAGAGAUCUGGAGUCACUUAUAAAGCUUCAUAAAGUAUUGAUUGGUAUUCGG
This is a messenger RNA of Acaulospora morrowiae, 132 nucleotides long. Lineage: Eukaryota; Fungi; Glomeromycota; Glomeromycetes; Diversisporales; Acaulosporaceae. The record is from the annotation of a GenBank genome assembly.